Molecule: messenger RNA, 1935 nt
Organism: Lontra canadensis (Northern American river otter)
Lineage: Eukaryota; Metazoa; Chordata; Mammalia; Carnivora; Mustelidae
Gene: METTL2A
Product: methyltransferase like 2A
Exons: 9
Coding region: 25-1212 (395 amino acids)
Molecular function (GO): tRNA (cytidine-N3)-methyltransferase activity
Source: RefSeq, a predicted model, not a curated record
GCAGGCAUAUCCGGCUCCGGUGUCAUGGCGGACUCCUACCCUGAAUGCGCUCCGGCUGCUGUCGGCGAGAAGCGGCAACAGUUUGGGAGCAGAUUCCUGAGCGAUCCGGCGCGCGUUUUCCACCAUAAUGCCUGGGACAAUGUGGAGUGGUCAGAAGAGCAGGCCGCCGCAGCGGAGAGGAAAGUCCAGGAGAACAGUACCCCGCGGGUGUGCCAGGAGAAGCAAGUUGAUUAUGAAGUCAAUGCCCACAAAUACUGGAACGAGUUCUACAAAAUCCACGAAAACGGGUUUUUCAAGGAUAGACAUUGGCUUUUCACUGAAUUCCCGGAGUUGGCACCUAACCCAAACCACAAUGACUUGAAUGAUUGGCUCUCAGAGAACAAGAGGAGUGAAGUACCCGAAGGUAGGAGCAAAGAGGAGGGACUUGGUUUAAAAACAGAAGAACAGCACACGUGUUCUUCAGAUAGCCUUGGACAUAAAACACAGAUGCCUCCUUUGGAAGAAGAUGUGACUCGGAAACUCAGUCACCUGGAAAUCCGUGCCGAUGAGUUCCCUGGGUCCUCAGCCACCUACAGAAUACUUGAGGUUGGUUGUGGUGUGGGAAACACAGUCUUUCCGAUUUUACAAACCAACAAUGAUCCCGGACUCUUUGUUUACUGUUGUGAUUUUUCUUCCACAGCCAUAGAACUGGUCCGGACAAAUUCAGCAUAUGAUCCUUAUCGGUGCUUUGCCUUUGUUCACGAUCUGUGUGAUGAAGACGCAACUUACCCAGUGCCCGGGGGUAGCCUCGAUGUCAUCAUCCUCAUAUUUGUUCUCUCGGCGGUCAUUCCAGACAAGAUGCAGAAGGCUAUCGGCAGGCUGAGCAGGCUGCUGAAGCCCGGCGGGAUGAUGCUUCUGCGAGACUAUGGCCGCUACGACAUGGCGCAGCUUCGGUUUAAAAAAGGUCAGUGUUUGUCCGAAAGUUUCUAUGUGAGAGGGGACGGCACCAGAGUUUACUUCUUCACACAAGAGGAGCUGGACACGCUUUUCACUGCUGCUGGACUGGAAAAGGUUCAGAACCUGGUGGAUCGCCGACUGCAAGUCAACCGAGGGAAGCAGCUGACAAUGUACCGGGUUUGGAUUCAGUGCAAAUACCGCAAGCCUCUUGUGUCUGGUGCUGGCCCAGAGCCACCCGUUGCUGACAGGAUACUGAGUUCAUCGGCGGUUUUUUAAGAAAGAACAUUCACAAACGGUGUCUCGUUGAUCUUCUGAGUUCAAGGAUUCAGACUUGAACCUUGAACCUCGAACAAAUCUUUUUUUUUUAUUCUAAUAAUUGCCCUUAUUUGUGAAGCCCUUUACUAUAUACUUUCCUUAAGGUUUUGUGUGGGGUUUUUUUCUUUUUCUUUUUUCUUUUUCUAUCUUUUUAAGUAGGCUCCGUGCUUGGCAUGGAGCCCAUCACCGGGCUUGAACUCACGACCCUAAGAUUAAGAUCUCAGUUGAGAUCAAGAGUCGGAUGCUUGACACUGAGCCACCCAGAGGCUCCCUCAGAAUCUUCCUUGCCAUUUUGUAAUUUAUCAUAACUAAAAUGGUCAUGGAAAUGAUGAACUUAAAGGCAUCAAGAAUUUAUUACAUAUGAAUAUAAUAAAUCAAGACAUUAUUAUGUAUUAUCAAUAACAUGUCAUUUGACUGUGAAUCACAUUAAAUUAUUUCAGAGUUCAGUUACGUAAGCUAGGCAUUUGAUAUAUACAAAGGUCAAUAAAAGUUUCAUUCAACGAGAAACACAUCAAGAAGAACCAUCUUUCUUUGGAUAAAAACACUGCUUUAAAGAGCGUCAAAACGAGUCCUUGUUGUGUAUUUAUUUGGUUAUGGUCUCCACUUAACCUUAGUUCUAUGGAAUUUUAAGCACUGUUUCCCUUAUAACCUCUUUAUAAAAAAUUAAAAGAAUUUUGACUUUUA